GCGUACCCGGAGUGCGCAUGGACCAUGUAGGCACGUGUGUCACAUCGCUACCGUCUCUAACAGCGCUUCACCGCCGCCACAGCCAGGCCGUCCUCGGCACCGUCAUGUUCCCGGCGUCGCUCCUGGCGCUCCUGCUCGCCCUCGUCUUACGGCCCGCCCAAGGAGGAAUAUGCUGGUCGGCGAUGGUACGAGACGGACGCUGCACGGAGCUACUGGACGAAAGAAUGACCAAGGAGGAAUGCUGCGCUACCAAUGGCGUCGAGACGGCUUGGAGCAGCGACGAUUUGGAUGCCGGGACACUCUUCUUCUGGAGGGUUCUCGGUGGAGGAGUCCCUUGCCAUCCGUGUAGAGAGACGUGCAAGGACGUGCAGUGUGGGGCGGGGAAGAAGUGCAUUGUCAGGAAUGGUCUACCAAAGUGCGUGUGCUACCCUCGCUGCAAAGGUAACAAGAACUACUACCUGGGUCCUGUGUGUGGCACCGACGGUCGCACGUACCGCUCUAUCUGCAAGCUCAGGAAGCGUGCUUGCAGGAAGAAAAAUGCCUCCCUUGCAGUCGCCUACCGCGGCAUGUGCCAAAGCUCGUGCGACAGGAUCCAAUGCUCGGAAAAAAAGUACUGCCUCCUGGACCAGAACUUGUCUCCGCACUGUGUCCGCUGUUCGCGGCGAUGCUCGCCCGGCCAGCACCCUCGGCCAGUCUGCGGGAUAGACCGCCGCACCUACCAUAGUUCCUGCCACAUCCGACGAGCGGCAUGUCGCCGCGGCAAGUCCAUCCCCAUCGCCUACAAGGACAAAUGCAUUCCCAUGGCGACGUGUCAACACAUACACUGCAGCUUGGGCCAACGGUGCCUGACUGAGUGGCAGACUGGCAGGCCACGCUGUGUGACUUGCUCCACCAUGCCUUGUUCUGACCACCAUCGCCGCAACAUGGAAGUCUGUGGCUCCAACAACCGAACUUAUCAUUCGUGGUGUCAUAUGAUCAAAGACUCAUGUGCCACCGGUUACGUCAUCGAGACCCAGUCCUCCGGCCACUGUCCUGCAGAGGAUCAAGGGGAGCUGAUGGCCAAUACAGUGUUGGGAGGUAAACACUCGUAGCCUUUCGGCAUUCCUCAACUCGACUGAGACUUACUGUCAGACUGAUUGAUGCGCUCUUCUCAUGUUGUUUGUGAUAGAGUUCAAAACGACGGUGGUUUGAUGGCACAUUUUGUGACUCCACUUAAUUUUUAUGUUUCUCAUUUCGUUCCCAUAAUAGAUGAUAAACAAAGUGAUAUGUAUGAUGUCAAAAGACAAAUAAUAUUCUUUAUAGCACAAACAAUCAAAUAGUAUAUAUCAUGUAGAAUUGAUUCUCUUUGUUGUAUUACAUCGUAUCGUAAUAAUAUAUACCAUUAUCUUUUAUAUAUAUUAUAUAAAGAUCUAUUUUUUAUUAAGUUUACAAACGAAAAUAUGACUCUGAAGUACAUCAAAUCAAAAGCAAAGUAUAUGGAAACAGUUGUAAGAUUUUAAUAACUGUAAAACCUAUCGUAACACAUAAUCAUGUGUUUAUUUUAACCUCAAAUUGUCUUAAAAAUCACACAAUCAUUAGUUUUUGCCUUCUUCAAUGAAUUAAGAGUGUAUCCUAAUAUUGAUUUAUAUUAUUCUAUUUAUACAAACUACUUUAAAAAAUUCUAGUAGUUCAGUUAAUUUCUUGAACAAAACUCCUAUCUUAGUUGUUUUUAACACUUAAAAUAACUAUCAUGCUCUUGUAUGUCAAGGUGGGGAAACAUACAAGCACAAUGAACUUGGGUUAGUCCACAAAGCAGACAAAGAUGUUGCUCUAGUUUCUUUUUUUUUAAUUUCAAAAAUUGUAAAUUUAAUAAAAAAUAAAUAAAAAUAUUGCAUUUUAGUAUAAUUAAUAAAACUUACAUGAAACUUUUACCCAUUAACUAGAAAUUAAUUUUGUUCUUUAUUUCAUCAACUUAAAUAUAUACUUAUAGAUAUAAUUCAAAUGUGGGGAAACAUACAAGAACAAUGAACUUGGGUUAGUCCACAAAGCAGACAAAGAUGUUGCUCUAGUUUCUUUUUUAAUUUCAAAAAUUGUAAAUUUAAUAAAAAAUAAAUAAAAAUAUUGCAUUUUAGUAUAAUUAAUAAAACUUACAUGAAACUUUUACCCAUUAACUAGAAAUUAAUUUUGUUCUUUAUUUCAUCAACUUAAAUAUAUACUUAUAGAUAUAAUUCAAAUCAAACCACCGUCAUGCAAAGCUACAAUGAUGAUUUUAGAAUGCAAGCAAUAUUUAUCAAUAAUCAAAAUAAUUUAUAAGAUAUUCCUUGGAUGUUAUAACAAAGACUUUUAUGUUAUAUUAAUUUAGCAUUGUUUACUCUGAGUUCUAUAAUGAUAUGAUUACUGUUUCACAAAAUAUUUUAAUGAUUGUAAAGUAACUUUAAUCAUUGGAGAAAGAUCAUUAACACGGAGAGAGUAUUGAACUCUUCUCAAGGGUAAUAUUUGUCGUUAUUAGUUUAAAUAUUGUUGUCAUUACAUUUGAUGUAUAAUCUAUUGCCGUAUAGUAUAUACCAUCCACCUUACUUUCUUUAAUGCUACAAACUGUACAUUUCAUUCAGACCAGUUUGUUUUGCUCAAAACCAAGUGAAAAAUCAGCAUCUAGUUAUAAAUAUAUUAACUCAAGUAAGUACUUAACAGGUGUAUUUUAAGUAAGCCAACGUAUUGACAUGUAUUUUAAAUUAUUUAAAUUCCAACAUAUAGUUCUUUUAUUUUUAGAAUUUGUCAUUUUUUAAUAAAUGCUAGUAAAAUGAGAGAAGUUAAAUUCAGAACUAAGAGCUGGCUGAAUUGGUGGUCUUAUUGGUGUUAACCCUAUAAGAACAGUGUUAAACUUCAAGCACUUUUAUACUCUUAUUUUUAAUCAUACAACUAUGGGAGAUGUCUCCUUUUAAAGAUUGAAUUAAGAUUCUUCCAAAUUCUAUUUUGCUAUAUUUAUUGGUUUGUAAGAAAAACAUAUCAAUAAUUUUAUACUUAAUCGUUUGAGUGUUCAAAUAAUAUACGCUUUACAAGAAAACUAAAAAAGGUAUAGAUUAAUAAUAUAUUUUAAAAACAAAAUAUCCCCCAUAAUUUUAUGACCAAAGUUUAACAUUGUUCUUAUAGGGUAAAGCAAGAUCAUCUCUUUACAGCCAACUCUUAAAUAACUGUACAGGAGUAUAUUCUUAAUUCAAAGGAUUUUUUCACAUAAAAAAAUUGCACAACUUGUACAAAUGCCCAAAUUGUUGAAUAUUUACCUUAGUAACUGAAUAUCACAAAACAAAUUUGUAAUAAAAAAUGCUAUGGAAGUCCAAUUAGCCUUCACAUUUAUUAAUUGAUCAGAAAGCAUCUACUUUGUGAAGAGGGGAGUUUCCUAGGGAUUCAAUCACCUGUAUUCCCACUUUCUGAUUGAAUAAUAAGUCAGUUGGUUUCUGUAUGUCAUUAGAAACUUUUUUUAUACAUUACAAGUACUUCAAAUUUUAAUGUUUGCCUUUAGAACAGAAAAAUAAGUGUUAAAUACUUAUACUUUGAAAACAUUAUUUUAUUACAUGUUUUUAUAUAAAAAAAAACACAUAUUAUUGAAUACUAUGUUAAUGAAACAUGAAAGCUAAUACAGUUACAGUUCUUGAAUGAACUCUAUGAAAGUAAGUAACCAUACAAGAAUAUUAGAAGUUAUUUUUCACUUGGCUUGUAAUCAGUUAAUUUAAAACUAUUUAUUGUCUUAUACAAAAUCUGUUCUAUAUUUACCUGUCACAAACUAUAAAAUGUAAGAAACACUUCAGUAAAUGAUACCAAUCAUAUCAAAUAAGUUAUAAAUUUACAAUCACUACUUGACUUAGUGCAAAAUUUAAUAAUAUCUAAACUGACAGAUAAAUAUGGAACACC
Messenger RNA from Homalodisca vitripennis (glassy-winged sharpshooter), 3888 nucleotides. It is a transcript of the gene Fs, whose product is annotated as follistatin. The record is from RefSeq and is a predicted model, not a curated record. Gene Ontology annotation, molecular function: calcium ion binding; extracellular matrix binding; collagen binding. The transcript has 6 exons. Gene Ontology annotation, biological process: anatomical structure development. The coding region runs from base 18 to 1091 and encodes 357 amino acids. Lineage: Eukaryota; Metazoa; Arthropoda; Insecta; Hemiptera; Cicadellidae.